Acanthoscelides obtectus is the source of this 909-nucleotide messenger RNA. NCBI's taxonomy places the organism in Eukaryota, Metazoa, Arthropoda, Insecta, Coleoptera, Chrysomelidae. The record is from the annotation of a GenBank genome assembly.
CGGCAAUUGAAAUGUUGCUAACUUAAAAUUGUCGUUGUAUUCAUACUAAUUUUUGUCAUCGUUUUCACAGAACGUAUUUAGUGUGACAUGCUGCAACGAGCAAUUUGUAGUUAGUUUCGGAGUGAGUUUUGAUACGUUGAAAGGUGAAGUGACGUGAUAGGUAGUGUUUAAUGUGUUCGAACAUCAGAAAUGGACCAGUGAUAUUAUUCGUAGUAGACGCGUGUUUUUCAGUGGAAACUUUCUCUCGCUAUGCGUUACGAAACUGAUUUCCUUGAAAAUGUUAUAAACUUUCCUUCUGAAAAGCAAAUAAACAUAGAGACCGCCAUCUCCUUUCAAAAUGGACAGAGUUACAAUUCCUGUAGUGAUGUGAACUUGAUGAAUAUAUCCCCAAGCAUCGAAAAUAGCAUUUCUUACAGAAGUGAUAUGAACUGUGGUAGUGUACUUCCGAUGAACUCUGUUCCAAGUAUUGAACAUCCUAAUAUGUAUCAAGACGGGUGUUUUUACAAUUCAGACUCGAUACACUCAAAUGCGUCUUGCGACAGUGAGAAAACGCGUGUAAGGCCUAACAGUUUAUUGGCCAAGCUAGGAGUUCCUUGUCAAACUUCGGAUUACGACUAUGGAAACUGCUACAGUUACUAUGCCAACGGCUGUUACAAUACUUGUCAGUUCGUAGAGAUGGGUGAUAUGGAAGAUUUCAUGAAUAACGAGAAACGCAAGGAGAAAUCUCGAGAUGCAGCACGAUGCCGCAGGUCGAAAGAAACGGAAAUCUUCACAGAUCUGGCCAAGGCUUUGCCGGUUACAAACGAACAGAUCUCACAGCUCGACAAGGCCUCCGUUAUGCGGCUGGCCAUUGCGUAUCUCAAAGUUAGAGAGAUGGUCGACCUAGGUAAACUAUCUUUAGCACCUUAA